Suncus etruscus (white-toothed pygmy shrew) is the source of this 2006-nucleotide messenger RNA. RefSeq names its product pellino E3 ubiquitin protein ligase family member 3 (gene PELI3). Gene Ontology annotation, biological process: protein K63-linked ubiquitination; regulation of Toll signaling pathway. Bases 102 to 1637 code for a protein of 511 amino acids. The transcript is spliced from 8 exons. Lineage: Eukaryota; Metazoa; Chordata; Mammalia; Eulipotyphla; Soricidae. Gene Ontology annotation, molecular function: protein binding; ubiquitin protein ligase activity. The record is from RefSeq and is a predicted model, not a curated record.
GUGACGAGGCAGCGCCGAGCGGCCGCCGGCCGGGCCCAUCCCGCCGCCGCAGCGGGCCCCGGGGCCGAGCAGGGGCGCAGCGGGGCGGGAGCGGCGACAGAAUGGUGCUGGAAGGAAACCCCGAAGUGGGGUCCCCCCGAACCUCAGGCCUCCACCACCCCGGCAACCAGAGCGCCUGCGUCCUCUCCUGUCCCGGCGAAGAAGCGGUGCCGGGCGAGGAGCCCAUCAAGUACGGCGAACUCAUCGUCCUGGGAUGCUGUGAGGAAGGUGAGGAAACCGAGGCUCAGAGAGGGGAAGUGACUGGCCCAAGGGCACACAGCUGCUACAAUGGGUGUCUGGCAAGUGGGGACAAAGGCCGCCGGCGAAGUCGCCUGGCCCUGAGCCGCCGGCCACAUGCCAAUGGAGUGAAACCCGACGUCAUGCACCACAUCUCCACCCCGCUCGUCUCCAAGUUGUCCUUCUGCAGCAUGUGCCACCACCCCUCCUCCCUGGAGUGGCCCUGGGCCCCGGGUUUUCGACGCUGGCUCUUCGGUCGUUUCUCCCAGUGGCCAGCUGGAGGUGACUCCUUUCCCCCCACCCAGGCAUUGAGCAACCGUGGCCAGCAUAGCAUCUCAUACACGCUGUCCCGGAGUCACUCGGUCAUUGUGGAGUAUACACACGACAGCGACACAGACAUGUUCCAGAUCGGCCGCUCCACGGAAAACAUGAUCGACUUUGUGGUAACAGACACGUCACCCGGGGGAGCGUCCACCGAGGGCCCCUCGGCCCAGAGCACCAUCUCCCGCUAUGCCUGUCGUAUCCUCUGUGACCGCCGGCCACCCUACACCGCCCGCAUCUAUGCUGCUGGCUUCGAUGCCUCCAGCAACAUCUUCCUUGGAGAGCGGGCAGCCAAAUGGCGGACCCCCGAUGGCCUGAUGGACGGUUUGACCACCAACGGGGUGCUGGUGAUGCAUCCAGCCGGGGGUUUUGCUGAGGACUCGGCGCCCGGUGUCUGGCGGGAGAUCUCGGUGUGCGGGAAUGUGUACACGCUGCGGGACAGCCGCUCAGCCCAGCAGCGGGGCAAGCUGGUGGAGAGCGAAUCCAACGUGCUGCAGGACGGCUCCCUGAUCGACCUGUGCGGGGCCACGCUGCUAUGGCGCACUCCAGCCGGGCUGCUGCGGGCCCCCACGCUGAAGCAGCUGGAGGCGCAGAGGCAGGAGGCGAACGCGGCCCGGCCACAGUGCCCUGUGGGCCUCAGCACUUUGGCCUUCCCCAGUCCGGCGCGGGGCCGCACAGCGCCCGACAAGCAGCAACCCUGGGUCUACGUGCGCUGCGGCCACGUCCACGGCUACCACGGCUGGGGCUGCCGGCGGGAGCGUGGGCCCCAGGAGCGCGAGUGUCCACUCUGCCGCCUGGUGGGGCCCUACGUGCCACUGUGGCUGGGCCAGGAGGCCGGCCUCUGCUUGGACCCGGGGCCACCCAGCCAUGCCUUCGCCCCUUGUGGGCAUGUGUGUUCUGAGAAGACAGCCCGCUACUGGGCACAGACACCGCUGCCCCAUGGCACCCACGCGUUCCACGCCGCCUGCCCUUUCUGCGGGGCCUGGCUCACGGGCGAGCUGGGCUGCGUGCGCCUCAUCUUCCAGGGGCCGCUGGACUAGGCUCCGCUGCUUCCUCACUAGGCCGCAGCCUGCCCAUUCGGGCCCCCGCAACGUGCUCCAGCCUCGAGACAGCUCUGCAUGUAGGACUCCAUCUGCCGGACUCCGCUCCAAAACUCUGACCUGCCCCCCACAAAGGAGGGGGGGUCCCUGAGACCCUAGUCCCAGCACCAGCUGCACCCCCUCCCGGCUGAAUGGAGGGGAGCCUGCCUCCGUGCCCAGCACACAUCCUGCCGCCUACACUGUGCCCCUGGGGGAGUGAAGGGGCUCGGCUCCCUGACCCCCAGUCUAGGCUGGCUGUUGCCCGAGCCUGCCCAGACCUUCGCCCUGCUGCUGCCCCCGGUUCCUCUAUAAACCGUGUUGCUCAGCGCC